Phyllopteryx taeniolatus (common seadragon) is the source of this 3372-nucleotide messenger RNA. Its product is annotated as T-cell surface glycoprotein CD3 epsilon chain-like. The transcript is spliced from 5 exons. The record is from RefSeq and is a predicted model, not a curated record. The coding region runs from base 180 to 668 and encodes 162 amino acids. Gene Ontology annotation, cellular component: alpha-beta T cell receptor complex; external side of plasma membrane. NCBI's taxonomy places the organism in Eukaryota, Metazoa, Chordata, Actinopteri, Syngnathiformes, Syngnathidae. Gene Ontology annotation, molecular function: transmembrane signaling receptor activity. Gene Ontology annotation, biological process: positive thymic T cell selection; cell surface receptor signaling pathway.
CGUGUUGUUUUCGUGCAUGUGCGUGUGAAUGGUUGUCAGAUAGAGAAAGUCAGAGAGCGCAUGAGCAGCUAGUUUAAAAAGCUUAUUAGUAAAUAUCGACGUCAUUGUAUGGAGAGUUUUGACGAUUGAAGAGAAUCACAGAAAAAAGCAGAGAACUCAAAUAUAAUCUUCAGGAGAAUAUGUACAACAGCGUUUUGCUUUUCGGCCACCUCCUGAUAAUAAGUGCAGUGGAAGCUGGUGCAGGUGGAGUGUCAUUCUGGAGGGAAAAUGUCACAAUGACAUGCCCAAAUAAUGGGAGUUGGUUCAAAGCUGGAAAUGAGGUGGGCUAUCGAAGCAAUUCCUAUACACUUACUUAUAAUGGCAAAAACAAAGGCCUUUACCAUUGUGAAUAUGGCAAGAACAGCAAAUAUUAUUUCUACGUGGAAGGAAAAGUGUGCACUGAUUGUUUUGAGCUGGACGCAACAAUGUUUGGGUCGGUCAUUGUUGCAGAUGUGAGCAUAACAAUUAUAUUGAUGAUACUCAUCUAUAAGUGGACCCAGAAGAAAAGUUCACCUGGUGCAAAGGCACCUGCAGGCCCGGCCCCUCCUUCUCCAGACUAUAAGCACCUGAACACGCACAGACGCUCCCAGGAUCCAUACUCUUUUAUCAACAAUAGCAAGUUAAUGUGAGGCAGGUCACAAGCUGGAACAUUUCAUCAGGGAAGACAAUCAACUGAAAAAAAGGAGGAGCUGCAUGGAAACAUUUUGCUCUUAUUAGUGUUAGUGUUCUGGCAGCUCCAUACAAUCAUAAGUGCACAAGCAGGUCACUCGUCAUUUCAUCCUAAUUAAGGAACGAUGACUACACAAAGUAGGAUCAUGGCACAAACUCAUUCCCAUGUGAAUUUAUCAGACAAAAGUACUAAAAGUUCAACUUUCUAUCGAAAUUGGAAUAUUCUACAGCAACAUGAGUGGCCAUUUGUCUGUGUGACAUCGUUGUGUAUCAGAAUACACCUGACAAACAUAGCUGAUAUGCACUGGGCAAAAUGGUCUGCAAAGUUAUACAAUUGGGCGUCUUAGGUCAAAAGUCAUCUAGCCCUGGGUUCUGGAUGACCUCCGAUUUGUUCUGAGUUAGUAAAAAAUGAAUUCACAUUGGAAAUAAUAGGAAAGGAAAUAUAUCCAUUACUUUUUUAUCAGUCAACCUCUCACCAUCAUAAAACCUUUAUAACUGUAUAGGCAAUGUUUGAAGUUAUAUUUUAACAUUUUAAACUAUCAUCAAAGUGAAAUAAAUAUUUACAAUGACUUAAAUGGAAGUGCAGAGUGAAGCUAGAAGAUUGCUGAACAUGAACUGACUUCAUUUUUUACCUGUUGCACAAGUGGAAUGAUAAUUUAACAGCUGUAUAUUAAAACAUUAUACCAAAUAAUUGUGCACUCAACUAUAACUUUGAUGAAUGUUUACAGAUCAUUGUGAGUAUAUUUGCAUUAUUUACCGGUGUACAAGUUCUUAUUUUAUUGUCGAUAUCAACUUAUUGUCGCUUUAGUCCAUAUUGUAGUGAGUAGCUAGCACAGAUUCGUGUGUACAAUGGUCCCAACUGCCCCACUGGAUAUGCACUGUCCGUACCUUGUGAAAUCAUUGAUCAUUUUUGUGAGAAAUAAUAAACCUUAAUCCAAAAAAAGUGUCUUCAAAUUGAUGAAUAUCAUUAAUUAAUUAACCUGGAAUUUUUUUUAAAAGUCAUUUGAGAAAAUGUGUUAUUUCAGAAGUGUGUAUCAAACUGGUAGCCCUCCUCUUGAAUCAGUAUCCAAGAUUUGGUAAGUUCCUCUCAGUUUCAAAAAAGUUGGUGGCCCCUGCUUGAGGUGCUAAUUGAGUUGAGGUAUUGCGUGCGAGAUGGGCUGAGGUCUUGGGGGAUUUAUUGAUCGAAUUCUGACAUUAGAAUUUAGAGGUUCCAAUGUAUUUGGCAAUGUGAAUGCUAUACAUAGCUUGUCUUAUUUUCAUCCUAUUGAUGUUACAUUGUUAGUUGUUAGGGGUUUAUGGGAUUAGCCAUCACAACGACAAUGACCAGCAAGUAUAUAGGUGAAAGAAAGUAUGUUUGUUUUCUUUGCAAUGGAGUCAAUAACUCCUCAUUGGGUGGUUGGACUUCAUGAAAUUGUUUGUAUCUACAGUAUAACCAUUUGCUGGGUUGAACCAUAAAUGCUAUCCAAUACACAAACGUUGAACAUUUUCAACUGCUCGAAAUGUAUUCUUUUAUUCAAAUAAAAUCAUGCUUAUUUUACAUAUGCAAUGAAAUGUACAUUCUAUACUGUUUAUAUGACUAUCAACUGAUUCUCCAAAUAUUUUUUUGUGAAGGACAGUUCAAUAAAUGCAGUUAAUGUUCUCUUCCCUUUUCAUGUUUGUGGUUGGAAACAUCACUGUGAUACUUUUACAGAUAUGAGUGGGGGUUCGACACUCGUGAUGCUGCCUCAAAGCCGCAGCUCGUAUCCGUUACACUCCCACGUGCACACAUGCAGACGUGGUGCCAUCACCUGCUUGUGUCAGUGGGGGAAGGAGAAACUUGUGUCUGCUGGCUCCCUCGCUGUCUAAAAAGACUUGGUUGUUAAUUUUGUCACCACUGCAUUUUCCCAGCAGCACCUAAAACAUGACGUCGAGGCAAUGUCACAGUUCUUUGUUCAGCUUACUAAUGAAUCAUAAGUUAUAAUUGAAGAACUCCCACUUACUGCUAGGCGUGUGUGUGCGUGUGUGUGCGUGUGUUUGAUAUGUUAAGAAGGAGAGAUACAAGAACUGAGACUUCAAGAUUGUCUGACAAGGACUGGCUUUCAUUUCGUACCAGUUCUCCUCACCUCACCUCUCCUCUACGUCUUCUUAUGCCACUCCCUCAUUGUACAUUUUCCUUCUCUCUAUCCUUCCUAAUCAGUAAAUCCCUGUGUCCAACCUGUUGUCUGUGUGUCUGAUGUCAAAGUGACUAAGAUGAUAAUGACAAGGUAGGAUCUGUUUGAAUGAAAAGACUGUUUUCACAAGCAUUUAGAGGGAUUUUGUGGCAAAUGCAUUUUCAUUGUAUCAUAUUCACUGUGCAUUUGUAGUUUUGCACAAUAAAGUAAUUGGACGUUUUCAAUAUUUUCUGUUUAAACCCAGCAUGACCACAAUGAAUGCAAAGUCACAAAAAAUGUUUACAUUGGUAUGAAAAGUAAUGACUUUUCAUGAGUAAAGAACAGUUGUUUUCUCAUGAAUGAAAUAUUGUGAAAAAUUUGAUGUUGCAAAUUGUAGUGUUUAAUAUAGCACAUCCUCAGCAUUGUUGUGGAGCGUGUCAGGCCAAGACAUCUGCACGUGUGCUUAAAGUUCUCAAAUGUAUAUGAUCCUCGUGUUCCUGGAGAAUGACAUUUUUAUUUACAUAGCACUGCAGUU